This is a messenger RNA of Coffea arabica (coffee), 1357 nucleotides long. Lineage: Eukaryota; Viridiplantae; Streptophyta; Magnoliopsida; Gentianales; Rubiaceae. The record is from RefSeq and is a predicted model, not a curated record.
AGGGAUAAGGAGCAUGGAUGUAGGCAAGGUAUCAACACUGAGAGGAAUAUGGAGCCAAGUCUAGCACUUGAUAUUGAUAUUGAAGAGAUCCCAAAAAAGGUAAACUGGGAGAAAUUCAUACCUGAAGGUUCAGAACAAUGGGUUUUGCAGAACAUAGUGGCUGAGCUGUUCAAUGAACGACCAAUAUGGGUAAAAGAUUCAUUGUCUGAGCACUUGCUUGACAAAGGUCUGGAAUUUGGAGAAAACAUGCUCAAAAGGCUUCUGUUCAGAGCGGCUUAUUACUUUUCAACUGGGCCAUUUUGCAGAUUCUGGAUCAGAAAAGGAUAUGAUCCUCGCAAAGAUCCCGAGUCUCGCAUAUAUCAAACAAUGGACUUCCGUGUGCCAGUACCAUUAAGAAGCUACUGUGAGGCUAAUUCAGCAUCAAGACUGAAGCAUCGCUGGGAGGAUAUAUGUGCCUUUCGAGCUUUCCCAUAUAAAUGCCAAACUUCACUGCAGCUCUUUGAACUUGCUGAUGACUACAUUCAAGAAGAAAUAAGAAAACCGUCAAAUGUAGAAGCAUUCAGUAAGGCAACAGGAUGGUUCUCAGCCAAUGUGCUUGAAACCUUGAGACACCGGGUUGCUGUCAGGUUUCUGUCAGUGUAUCCCAAUGCUGGUGCAGAGGCAAUCCUGAAAUCUGAAUGUGACCUCUUUGAAAAGUCAAAAAAGAUGCGUCUGUAUCCAAAGAACUUGAAAGCAAAUGAGGAAAGGCAGCAAGACAAUAGAGAAGUGGUUGAAAAUCAAGAAAAGGAACCAAAUGAUGAAGUAGAUUAUGAAGAAGAUGAGGUGAAUAACAUUGACGAUGACAUUGAUGAAGAGGAUUUUGAUGCAUAUGAAGCGAUAGACCCGAUUGGGUUCCAGGAAGGGGAUUUUUCUCCACAACAGGAUUCCUAUACAGACCAUGAGAACAUGUCCAGAAAUUAUUUGCAAGAGCUCUUUGGUAGUUUUCCAUUUAAUGCAGCAGGCGAUAAUGAAAUGCCUGAUGCCAAUAUUAGUGAUGGAGAGUACGAGAUAUAUGAACAUUAUAGUGAUGAAAACUACUCCAAUGAUGAUGAGUACUAGCUUUUAAUUGAAUGCUGAGUUUGCCAAUCAAGCUGAAGAUGCAGCGAGAAGCCAGUGACUUUUGUAAAGCUGGAGAACUCUUUAGUUGUCCUUUCGCACUGUAGGCUCAGAAAUUUAGUGUAGCUGGAGUAGGAUAGCGAAAUCAAAUUUGUAUAUAUACUUUUAGUUCACUUCUUCCUCUUUAGGGGUCAACAGCGAGGUAUGUUGAUACUCUAUAUAAGGUUAAAAGUUUCUUCUAUAUUUAAGCUAUCUUGUGCAU